Messenger RNA from Vicugna pacos (alpaca), 6101 nucleotides. Lineage: Eukaryota; Metazoa; Chordata; Mammalia; Artiodactyla; Camelidae. The record is from RefSeq and is a predicted model, not a curated record.
GCAGAAGAAUGUUCUUAAGAAAAACAGCUUCCCAGAAACAUGUGAAUUGGAGAAGCACCAGCAAGUCCCCAGAGCAAAAAAUAUUAGAAGAAAGGUUCCAAGAAUCCACUAUGAUAGGAAACCCUUCAGAUAUGAAUGAUUGGAAUUUCAGAAAUGCUAAGUGAUUGCCCAGUGUCUCAUAGCUGGUCAGUGAAGGAACCAGGGCUCCUCAGUUUCAUUCCCACUAAAUCAAAUACUGCAACAGCUAGCUGGUAAGUGAUUUGAACUUACUGACUAGACAGCACUAAGUUCCUCUUCAUUUUUGACACCUGGGUAUACUUUCCUAUGCGGUAAGUGUUUAAAAUGAUGUUGUAAAUUAUAUCUUAUCCUAAAUUUCUAGAUACUAUUUUACAGCAUUUACUACAUUGCCUGAAAGAGAACUCUGCCUAAUAUUUGUGUCUUAAAGUGGUUGCUAUAAGAUACUAAUAUUGCUAUGCCAUUUUUCGUUUAGCUGAGUACUUAUAUGACAUAUCUCUUUUUCAUUCUUUAAUUUUCAAUCCUUUUGCAUUCUUAUAUUUUAGUAGUACCUUGUAAAUAUCUAUUUUUUCCCUAGAUAAACUUCAGAAUCAUUUUCACAAAACCAAAACAAAUCCUAUUGGGGUUUCAUUUGAGUAGACCAAUUCCUCCUACUUUAUUCUCCUUUUUCAAAAUUGUUUGAAAUUGGCCUUAGAGAUUAAGUCAAGAUGGAAGCCCUUCCUAUUGAAAAAUCACCUGUUCCUUUCCAUUUGUACAAGUAUUUUUUGUUGCUAGUUUAGUCCCCGAGUAUUUAAAGUUUUCUUCAUCUAUGUCUUAAACACGUAUUGUUAAAUUUAUUCCUAAAUAUUUUUGGCUGUUUCAUUGCUUUUUUGAAUAAGAUCUCUCUGUACCCUAGUAUAUUUCUCCACAUAGUAAGUUGAAUGAUUUAUUAAUUUAAUUCACAAUGUCAAUAAAUAAGGAAAAUUUUUAUAUUAUUGAAGCAUCCUUGAACACCUGGAAUGAACCCCAACCAGACUUUUAUUGUUUUCCCACACUUUUCAAGAGGAGACACAGGCAGAACCAUCUUUACUCUGUCAUCUUGAAACUGGAAACACCAAAAGAGGUUUUUUUAAUGCAAGAAGAUUGUCAAUUUCCCCAGUGGACAGAGAGGAAAGGUCUUAUGGAAGCCCUGGGAAUGCAGGGACAAAGGGUACAGAAGAAGCCUUAGAGCUGAGUAGGAAGGAACAUGGCUAUAGGCCCAGCAUAGAGAUGGACUUCCAGAACAUUGAACUAUGAGAGCCAGCUUAAGUUUUUAACCAUUACUUUGUGUGAUUUUUCCACCAUCCCUCAUUUCCAAGGGAAUUAGUUAGGAUAUGGGCUGCUAGGGCUGAUAUAGCAGCUCCAUGACUCUCCCUUCUGGCUGCUCUCUCAUCCUCAGGGGCCACAUCCUCAUCCACAUGGUCCAAGAUGCUCACACCCCUGGCAGCAUUCCCUGGUUGAGGGACUAGGGAGGGUGUGCUCCUUCUCUUUAAGGGCAUAGCAUUGCUUUUUCCUACAGCCUAUUUGCCAGAAGUUAGUCACAUGUCCACACUUUAUUGUAAAGGGUGCUAGAAAGUGUUAUUUUUUUUCUGGACUGUCUUUGCCUUGCUAGAGAUUCUGUUACAUAUAAGAAAGGGAAAACGGGUUGGAAGACAAGGAGUGUGGUCUGCCUCUCCAGGCCUUCUGUAUAGCUUUAGGAACUUGUCAUGCACCUGUCCCAGCACUGUUAGGAGUCGGAGCUUCAUGAUCAUUUAGGAGGCCUUACUUUAUCUGUAAAACAUUUGAGGCCAUUAUUUCUGUGACACUGUGAUCUAGUUCUUUUUUAUUUCUUUAGACAAGACCUCGUUCCUAGCUAAAGGUCUGCUUUCUGGGCUUAGGAAGAAGUGGAAACAGCACUUCUUGCCAAGAGCAGUGUAAUCCCCAGCUAUCAUUCUGACCAAUCAUGGGACCACUUUCCUAUCUGAAUGCUCAUUUUGGGCAACAGUGAUGAUCAGGGAAGAGACAAAGCAGAGAAGAGCUCCUGGUUAGUGUCAUGAUCUCAAGCAUAAGACAUAUCCUACCCUCAGUGGCACUGAAAUAAAGAAAGGUUCUACCAGGAGUUGGGGCUGAAGCCCUUGGACAUGUCAACAACCAAUGUUUAUUGCAUGCCUCCUUUGUGCUGGGCCUUGUGCCCUAGCUGAAGGGAAGAGACUUAGAAUGCUGAGAGGCUGGAGAGAUGAGGGAGGGCUGACUACCUUCCAGUGCAGCCACAUUGGAGGCAUCAGAACUGAAAGGUGAAAGGCCUGCACUGUCAGGGUUGGGAGGGAACUAAGAGUGGUUAAUCCAGGGGCUUUUAGUGCUGUUCCCCUCCCCCAGGCUUCAUUUUGGAAUUUUACAGGGACUUUUUUUGUCACAAGAUUUGGUGAUGUUGGAUGGAAGCCAGGAGGGCCACAAAAAUCCUGCAAUGCACAGGUUGGACCCACCUAUCAAAAAGUUUUCACAGACUUUCAUGUCUUGCUGGACAUUUAUGUGGGUAAAAACUGUUUAGAAAUUACCUGAAUCUAGAGCUUUUUUUUUUCCCCCGAGAUAAACACAGUGUGUUUUUGCACAGUUUUAACAUAGCUGAUUCUCCAGAAAGAUAACUACUGUAUAAUGAAGAGAAGAUUGUACACUGUUUCAUUCAGAACUUUACCAAAAAGGGAUCACCACUAUGGACCACACCUUAUGAUUUUGAAACACCAAUGUAAGAUACAAGCAUUGUGGCUGUGGCAUUCAGUCACAUUUUAUGUGAGGAGGCAAAUUAUCUGAUCAAUUUAUUACUUCUCCUACAAUAGUCAUGACCAAACAGUUACAUUCUGAGAUAUAUAUUUUUUUAAUUAUAAAUUACUUUCCUUUUAUUUCUCUUUUCCCACAUGUUAUUACAUAAAAUUAAUUUUUAAAAUUCAGGCUGUUUAUAUUGCCUGUGAUCUUCUAUGCCGUUAUCUAUGAGUUUCAUGACAGGGGAGUAUGGUGGUCAUUAGGAAACAUUUGUUCCGGAAGGGGGGCCUUGAGUUUGACAGCGAUCCACGGGUCCAGUCCGGAGACUUCCAGAUCUGUCUAUACCUGCAGAUCGACUAAGAUACAGAGCCCCGGCGCCACCCUCCAGGUUGGGACCAGCGCUUGCCUCUCAUUCUUGCCUUCCCAGCCCACUGCGAGGAGCAAUUGCUUUCUGAAUGAGAACCACAGAAGACGAAGAAGAAACAAGUUGGAGGCUCGGAAACAACUGGCUGCAGGGAGCUAGGCCAGAGCACCAACGAGAGGGAGCGCCGCUGCUCCUAGAGAGGCUCGGUCGCGGCCUGGUGACGCACUUCCGGCCGUGCCUCAGAGCCGCCUGCUGCGGAGGGUCGUGAGUCAGAGUCAUUGGGGAAGCAGAAAAAGCAGAGCCCCACCAGGACGUCCGAGAGCAGAAGCCCGGCUUUUGGAGGCCACUGUCUUCUGGAGUGGUGUCGGUUCCAAAAGCUCCAGUCCUUUUCUGAGAGGGAGACCAGGUGAUGGCAGCCAUGCUCCUAACAGUCUGGCCCCAGAAGUCGGUGACCUUCGAGGAUGUGGCUGUGUACUUCACCCAGACGGAGUGGGACGGCCUGUCCCCUGCACAGAGGGCUCUGUACAGGGAUGUGAUGCUGGAGAAUUAUGGGAAUGUGGCCUCCCUGGGAUUUCCCCUUCUCAAACCUGCUGUGAUCUCACAACUGGAGGGAGGAGGUAAGCUGGGGGGCCCAUCUCCACUGGCCUCUGGAACAGGCACAGGCCCCCAGGGCCUCUGGACUGUAGAUAUUGAUAUCCAGACUGACAAUAAUUUGACAGAGGAAAUGUAUGAAGAAAAACAUAAUACAUCAUUUGAACUUCAGAGGGACUUUUCCCAGGAAACAGACUUUUCAGAAACCUAUAUUCUAGAGAAGCAGCAGGAAGUCCACUCAGUAGGAAGUAUCAAGAAAGAAAACAGCAGUGUCAUUGAUGGGACAGUGGAAGAUAAUACAAGCCCCACGGAGGACUGUUUCUUUAGUCAAAAUCCAGACUUGAAUCAGUGUCAUACCAUCUCCCCUGGGGAGCAGCCCCCUGAGUAUACAGGAUUGGAAGAAGCCUUCAGGUUUGACACAAAACUUAUUCAGCAUGAAAUAAUUAAUUCCAGGGAAAGACCUUUGAGAUGUGAAGAAUUAGUGGAAACCUUCAGGUAUAACUCUCAACUUAACCAGGAUGAAGAUAGCUACACUCAGGAGAAGCCCUAUCAGUGUAAGGAGUGUGGCAAAGCCUUUAGCAUUAAUGCAAAAUUAAUUUGGCAUCAAAGACUUCACAGUGUGGAGAAGCCCUUCAAAUGUGUGGAGUGUGGGAAAAGCUUCAGUUACAGUUCUCAUUAUAUCACACAUCAGACAAUCCACAGCGGGGAGAAGCCCUAUCAGUGUAAGGUGUGUGGGAAAGCCUUCAGCGUUAACGGGAGUCUGAGUAGGCAUCAGCGAAUCCACACAGGAGAGAAGCCCUAUCAGUGCAAGGAGUGUGGGAAUGGCUUUAGCUGCAGUUCUGCAUAUAUCACACACCAGAGAGUCCACACUGGAGAGAAACCUUAUGAAUGUAAUGACUGUGGGAAAGCUUUCAAUGUUAAUGCAAAGUUAAUUCAACAUCAGAGAAUCCACACUGGAGAGAAACCUUAUGAAUGUAAUGAGUGUGGGAAAGGCUUCAGGUGCAGCUCCCAGCUUAGGCAGCAUCAGAGCAUCCAUACUGGAGAGAGGCCCUAUCAAUGUAAGGAGUGUGGAAAAGCCUUCAGUAAUAAUGCAAAACUCAUUCAGCAUCAAAGAAUUCACACAGGGGAGAAACCCUUUAAGUGUACUGAAUGUGGAAAAGCCUUUAGUGUUAAAGGGAAAUUAAUCCAGCACCAGAGAAUCCACACAGGUGAGAAACCCUAUGAGUGUAAAGAGUGUGGGAAAGCCUUCAGGUGUAACUCCCAGCUUCGGCAGCACCUGAGAAUCCACACUGGGGAGAAGCCCUAUGAGUGUAAUGAGUGUGGAAAGGCCUUCAACGUUAAUGCAAAACUAAUGCAGCAUCAGAGGAUUCAUACUGGGGAGAAGCCUUUUGAAUGUAAUGAAUGUGGGAAGUGCUUUACUUCUAAAAGAAACCUACUGGAUCAUCACCGAAUCCACACUGGAGAAAAGCCUUAUCAAUGUAAGGAAUGUGGGAAAGCCUUCAGCAUCAAUGCCAAACUAACUAGGCAUCGGAGAAUACACACUGGGGAAAAACCUUUCAAAUGUGUGGAAUGUGAGAAAGCAUUUAGCUGUAGUUCUGACUAUAUUGUACAUCAGAGAAUCCAUACUGGAGAGAAACCCUUUCAAUGUAAGGAGUGUGGAAAAGCCUUCCAUGUUAAUGCCCAUUUAGUUCGGCAUCAGAGAAGCCACACUGGGGAGAAACCCUUCAGAUGUGUGGAGUGUGGCAAAGGCUUCAGCUAUAGUUCUGAUUGUAUUAUACAUCAGACAGUCCAUACUUGGAAGAAACCCUAUGUGUGUAAUGUGUGUGGGAAAGCCUUCAGGUUUAGCUUCCAACUUGGUCAGCAUCAGAGCGUCCAUAGUGAAGGAAAAUCCUAAUGAGAAGGAUGUAGAGAACUGCCAAGGCUAAAGCUGAACUGGAUCAAGUAUCCUCAGAUUCACCCUGGUGGAAUACCCUGAGAGAGAAAUGAAUAUGGCAGAAUCUCCACAAGGAAACAAAGCUUUUCCAUUUUAUUCAGUUUUAAACAUGGAGUGAUGACCAGUUUAAAUAUAACAUCCAAAGAUAAAUUUUUUUUAUACCAACAAUGAAUAGAAAAUAUCUCAUUCCCAACAGCAUCAAGAAAAGUAGAUUUUCUAGGUAUAAACUGAAUUAUUCAGGACCUAUGUGGAGAAAUUAUAAAUCUCCACUGAGGGCCACAAAAGGAAAGUUAAAUAAAUGGGAGAAGAGAGAGAUACCUUGUUCUUAGAUAGAAAAACUCAUGAAGAUACUCUACCUAAAUUAAUUUAUUGCCCUUUUGUUUUUGACAACAAGCAUGCAUCACUUUCGUAAAGAGGAAAAACAAUAAAGAUUUCCUUAAAAAA